UUUUUUCUUUUUUUGCAUUAAAUAAUGCAAUCCAACUCUCUCUCCAGGCCUUAUAAAUAAGAGAUGAUGAAAUCUCAAAGUCCAUCAGAGCUAAGCCUUAACACAUAUAAGUUUCCUACACAAGCCUGCGCACUUGUCUGUCUGUUCACCUUUCUUUCAAGCUUAAUUCUCCUACACCUACUUUUCAUCAGCUGCUUUUUAAAACUUAGCUGCAUUGGCAGUAACUUUUUGAUCAUUCAGAUUGAAUUGUUUCAUUUUUCUCAACAAAAUCAAGGAAAUCAUCUUGUUGUAAUGGACAGGGUAAGAGAUCUGGCAUCGAAGAAGGCUGCUGUGAUAUUCACUAAGAGCUCAUGUUGCAUGUGCUAUAGCAUCACGACACUUUUUUAUGAGCUUGGUGCUAGCCCUGCAAUUCAUGAGCUUGACCAUGAUCCUAGUGGGAGAGAUAUGGAACGGGCUCUAAGAGGGCUAGGGUGUGAUCCAUCAGUCCCAGCUGUGUUCAUAGGUGGAAGAUUUGUAGGCUCAGCAAAAGAUGUCAUAUCCCUUCAUGUAGAUGGAUCACUGAAACAAAUGCUCAUGGAUGCAAAGGCCAUCUGGUUCUAGCAAUGACAAAAACAACUUGCCUACUGAAUUGGCAAACUCAAUACUAUUGUGAAAAUAAAUCUAAUACCUUGUUAAAGGAGGAAAUGCUGUAUUAUGGGCUUUGCUUUUUCUUGAGUUCCUUGAAUACGUUGUAUAGAAAACAUCAUGGUAUCUUACAUGUUUACCGGUGCUGGUGCCUGCUUCCAUUUCCAUGGAUAUGAAA
Messenger RNA from Durio zibethinus, 802 nucleotides. NCBI's taxonomy places the organism in Eukaryota, Viridiplantae, Streptophyta, Magnoliopsida, Malvales, Malvaceae. The record is from RefSeq and is a predicted model, not a curated record.